AUGAUGUCCCAAAUUAGAUCAUUUUUCGGCUUCAAAAGACAAUACGCCGUGGUGGGAGCAACCAAAAACACUUCCAAAUUUGGGUUCAAAAUCUUGACGUGGUAUAUUAACCAUGAUCUUCCUGUUGUGCCAAUUAACCCGAAGGAAGAAGAGAUUUGUGGGGAAGUAGUGGUCAACUCGGUCAAGCCAUUGGUGUUGGCGCUCGUGGAAAAUCAGGAUUUGCCUGGUCAUCAAUUAUCUGCGGCUGAUGGCUUGAGCAUUCUGUUCUUGACUCCUCCUCGGAUUACAAGACAAACCUUAGAAGACAUUAGCUCCGUCCCUGGUUUUGAGACAGUAAUCAAGGGAUUGUGGUUUCAGCCAGGCAGCUAUGACCAAGCUGUUCUCGAUAAAGCAGAAGAGAUUGGAUUAAGCGACCGUGCAAUUCACGAGGACGAGUGUAUUUUGGUUAGAGGCGAAGCUGGCCUCAGUAGCGCCAACCUUUGA
This is a messenger RNA of Australozyma saopauloensis, 483 nucleotides long. RefSeq lists its product as uncharacterized. Bases 1 to 483 code for a protein of 160 amino acids. The record is from RefSeq and is a predicted model, not a curated record. The transcript has a single exon. NCBI's taxonomy places the organism in Eukaryota, Fungi, Ascomycota, Pichiomycetes, Serinales, Metschnikowiaceae.